Messenger RNA from Prunus armeniaca (apricot), 390 nucleotides. Lineage: Eukaryota; Viridiplantae; Streptophyta; Magnoliopsida; Rosales; Rosaceae. The record is from the annotation of a GenBank genome assembly.
AUGCUUCUGCAGAAAGCAAUAGAAACACCUCAUAGGUUGCCCAAACCUGAGGAACUCAAGGGCAAGCAAUAUUGCAGAUGGUACAACUCUUGGAACCACUCCACCAAUAGUUUUGUUGUUUUCAUAGACAUCAUACAAGAAGGGAUAAUGGUAGGAAGACUAAAGCUAGCUGAGAAACCUCCCUCAAUAACAACAUAUCUGUUUCCCCAACCUCAAGUCAACAUGGCCAACUUAAACUGGCCAAAACAGGAGAAAUGCAAGCUGAUAGUAGAAGUCAGCCCCAACAUGGGUAGAAAAGUCACAAAAGAGGUAAAUCGGAGGCCAAAGGCAACUAUUUCUGCUGGGGUAGUUCUGUGCAGCAAGUGCAAAUGCGAAAGUGAGUUGGGAUAA